Molecule: messenger RNA, 1885 nt
Organism: Girardinichthys multiradiatus
Lineage: Eukaryota; Metazoa; Chordata; Actinopteri; Cyprinodontiformes; Goodeidae
Product: zinc finger protein 708-like
Exons: 5
Coding region: 196-1782 (528 amino acids)
Biological process (GO): regulation of transcription by RNA polymerase II
Cellular component (GO): nucleus
Molecular function (GO): RNA polymerase II transcription regulatory region sequence-specific DNA binding; DNA-binding transcription factor activity, RNA polymerase II-specific
Source: RefSeq, a predicted model, not a curated record
UAAUUUGACAUUAAUAGAAAAAAAGCUGCUUAAAAAUGAGAUUUUCAGCCGCUGUUUGAGUUUUUCCUUGCAUGUUAGUGAACACUGUGUUAAAGUAAAUAGAAAAGCAGCCACUAGUAGCAGGACGCGACAACUACGUCACUUCCAGUACCAAAUUCCAGCCGCUUGUUAGCUCUGAGCUACCCGCGGCCCAACAUGGCGGAUUUAGCUGCAAUCAGAAGCCAGGUGGCACUGAUCGUGAGCAGCCUGGCCCAGAUGCUGCUGACGGACGUCGACACCGCGGUGGAGGAGCUCUCUAACAGCCCGGAGUCCCAGGCCGAGGAGAAACUGGGAGCAGCAGUGGACAGGUUGUGUCUGGAAGCUGUGGAUAAAAUCCUGAAGAUACUCGAAGCAAACAUGACAAGGCAGGAAGAGACUGUUAGAGAGGCUCCGCCUUCUCCUGAUGAUACUUGUGGAAAGUUAAUGAAGACUCAGACAGGUGAAGGUGAAGAUGCAGGUGUCCAUGACCCCAGCACAGACCACACCUACAUCCUGCUGUACAGAAGCACUGCUGGUGAGUCCAGGAGCCUGCUGGUGGCGCUGCAGAGUACUAACAGUGCUGAUGAUGAAAACAAAACCAGCUCCUCUGAUUCGACGGUUGAGAAAACACAGUUGCACCCCCGCUUCUCCUCUCCUUCAUCUCCAACAAAUGACCAUGCUUAUGCUCAACCAUCUGCGCCGCCUGAUGCUGCCUCAGCAGCAGAGGUCAGAGUCAGGACUAAACACUGCAGCUGGAGGAGACAAAAAACAGUCAAAGUGAGUGUCGAGACUCAUCUGCAGUGCUCGCGGUGUAGCAAGCUGUUUCCCAGUGCUGAGCGGCUAGCUGACCAUGAGAAGAAGUCCCAUCCGCUGUGCUCGGUGUGCGGCACAACGUUCACCGGCAUCUUGAAGCUUCGGGAACACGAGAUCAAGGAGCACGGACGUCUGCCAUACGGCUGUAACUACUGCCCGAAGAGAUUCAACCACAAGACUCAUCGUGACCUGCACGUUAAGGCGCAUCACACCCGUGAGAAGUGCUGCCACUGUGACAUCUGUGGGAAGGGCUACUCUUGCAUCAGUGUGCUAAAAACCCAUAGAAUGACCCACUUUAACAAGACCUUCAUCUGCGAGGUCUGUGGGAAGGCCUUCUACCACACUUCCCACCUGACGCGCCACAAACUGGUGCACCAGGAGGUCCGUCCGUACAGCUGCUCCACCUGCGGGAGGGGUUUCAACCAGGCUGCCAACCUUCGCAGCCACCAAGCAACGCACACUAGAGAGAGGCAGCUCUGCUUCGUCUGUGGCAAGAGUUUCCGAUGCCUAAAGAACCACAUCAUCAGCAAACAUUCACACGAGCUGCCAGCCAGUGCGCUGCCGGCUGCAGACGCCAUCAUCAAGUGUGAGAUGUGCGGGAAGAAGUUCCCCAACCCAUCGCAGUACAAAGCACACCAGCGCAGCCACACUGGGGAAAAACCAUUCCACUGUGAUGUGUGUGGGAAGAGUUACCGGCUCAAAGAGCUGCUGCGGGACCACCGCUACACCCACACUGGACAGAAGCCCUACAAGUGCUCGCUGUGUUCCAAAACAUUCAACCAGGCCACCAGCUUUAUGAGGCACUGCAGCAUCCACAGCGGUGACACGCCAUACAGUUGCCACGACUGCGGGAAACACUUCCGCCUCCUCACCUUCCUCAAGGCUCACCUGCAGACCAGAGCUCACCUGAAGCGAAGUCAGCAGAACCAGAACGCCACCACUGACCUCUGAACGAACUGCUUUUUUUCUCAUUAGGCUCAUUUCUGUUUUGUUAUUCUUGAACAUCCCAGUUUAUUUUUCUGUGGGUGAAGGUACAAUAAAAGUUGAGAUGGAA